Molecule: messenger RNA, 1389 nt
Organism: Lachancea mirantina
Lineage: Eukaryota; Fungi; Ascomycota; Saccharomycetes; Saccharomycetales; Saccharomycetaceae
Source: the annotation of a GenBank genome assembly
AUGGAAGGAAGCGGGGCUUCGAAAAGCAAAGGUAGAACUUUCACUGGAUGCUGGGCAUGCAGGUUCAAGAAACGUCGGUGUGACGAGCAAAAACCGAUUUGUUCUCUUUGCAAAGCCCAGAAUGAUCAAUGCAGUUACGACGUACAACUGGUAUGGCGAAGCGAAAACAUAUAUGCGAUGGAUCGAGACAAGAAGCUUGUAUCGUGGAAGAAACUACACAAUCUGUGCCAUAAGAACCACAGACAUUGCAUUUCGCGGAAAAAAUUUAGAGAAAUGACGCAUUUCCGUCAGGUGUCUCCUCCGAACUCUGACAACGAAUGCGAGGCCCACGAGGGUGCUCAGGAAGAUCUGGAAUCUCCUACUUUCACUAUUAGUGUGCGAAGACUCAAGAUCUACGAUCAAGCGAUUCCGGCGGUUCACGGCUGUCGAGACAAAAAUUUCGAUGUAGAUCACGUUCACAGACGUCUGGACACGUUUUUGGACAAGAUCGAGAGGUCGAGUGCGUCACACAGCGGAGAUAUAAGGUGGAGUGGAUUCAGUAGCGGUCCGUUUGAUGUUUUUCGCUCCGAAACUAUGAGAAUUGUAUCAAAACGUAGAAAAAUUGGAUGUCGAAAUGAAAUCGAUCCACAACUAGAUGCGUGUGCAGCUGGGCCUCCAGAAGUGCCUCUCGCGGGCUGGGAUGAGAAAGCACUGCAUUCGAGUUUACCGGCGACCCCGUCGUCGCUAGAACAAUCAGAAUUGAUACCCACUGGUCCCAGCGAUUUUCCAGGUACUACCAGAGACCUGGCUCGAGAGUUCUGCAAGUAUCAUUGGCAAAAUUUGCUCCUCGAGAAUGGCCACAAUUUUUGUAUCCGUCAGCCCGAUUUUGUUGGAUGGCUUACAACUCGCGCACAGAGAUAUGUGCGGUCUUUGAGUGACGACCUUUUGCAAGAAAUUUUUGGGAGGCAGACUAAAAAGGACAGAUGGACCGUGGUCGUGGAGGAACCCUCGUCUCAAUUCCAGGACUUUCAAAUAAUGCUGUUGUUCAUGGCUAGCGCUAGCGCUGCCAGUUCGGCGCACGUUGUUUCUUGGCUGUGUAAACAAAGUCAGGUGACAUAUGCCGCGUUUCCUCUAAUAGCACACGCGCUGGCAAGCGGAUGUGACCUUAGCGUCUUAUUUCAUUGUCAUGAGUUGCUCACAAAUGCCAAUAUAGAGGAUAUUUUCCAGUACGAUUUGGGAGCUAUUUUAAAGAUAAAUGCGGAACGUCUUAUUUUGCAAUACUGGAACAACCUUAUGACAGAUCAGAUGUCCGGCCACCAAGAUACUUCCUUAACCGAGCUGCAACUCAAAUAUUGGGAAGUGCAAUUGCAGUAUAAUGAGGAGUUCUACCGGGAAGUAUGUUUAGCUUAA